Helobdella robusta is the source of this 577-nucleotide messenger RNA. RefSeq lists its product as hypothetical. The record is from RefSeq and is a predicted model, not a curated record. Gene Ontology annotation, biological process: negative regulation of apoptotic process. The annotation marks the transcript as partial. Gene Ontology annotation, cellular component: membrane. The transcript has 5 exons. Lineage: Eukaryota; Metazoa; Annelida; Clitellata; Rhynchobdellida; Glossiphoniidae.
GUAAAUAAUAACUUUUUUGUUGUAAAUUUACGAAUUAGGUGAUUUAUUAUUUUAUUAUUUUUUAAUAAUUUAAAAAAUUAUUAUUUCUUGGUUCAGUUCACUCGAUUUGAUGUGUUGUUGAUCCGAACGAGACGGAAACCUCAAAAACUAAAUUACUUGUAUGUAAUCAGUAAUUCACUAACUCUACCGAACUAAAGUUAGGGAAAGAUGAUGUCAUUUGAUAACUUUGUGAAUGCUAACAGCGACGAGACGGCCAGUAAAUCUGGAAUCGUGGAUGAUUUCAUGUACGGCUCUAAUGUAGCUAGUAGCCAUGUGUACAUUAGACUCGGUUUUCUCAGAAAGGUGUACGGGAUAUUGAGCAGUCAGCUGCUAUGCACCACUCUGAUUGGUCUGCUGUUCGUGGCUGUCGAGCCAAUCAGACUGUUCGCUCAAAAUAACCAGUGGUUAUUUUUGAUCUUUGGUUUCUCAUCGAUUGGGCUGAUCAUUGCGCUGAUGAUUCAUAGAAAAGUUUACCCGACUAACUAUUACUUGCUUGGAGCGUUUACCCUUUGUGAAUCAUUCCUGGUUGGAAGCAUUG